Brienomyrus brachyistius is the source of this 1766-nucleotide messenger RNA. It is a transcript of the gene mchr2b, whose product is annotated as melanin-concentrating hormone receptor 2. The transcript is spliced from 2 exons. NCBI's taxonomy places the organism in Eukaryota, Metazoa, Chordata, Actinopteri, Osteoglossiformes, Mormyridae. Bases 233 to 1279 code for a protein of 348 amino acids. Gene Ontology annotation, cellular component: membrane; neuron projection. Gene Ontology annotation, molecular function: neuropeptide binding; G protein-coupled receptor activity. The record is from RefSeq and is a predicted model, not a curated record. Gene Ontology annotation, biological process: neuropeptide signaling pathway.
AGUCUGAGGGUUGGUGUUUCUGGUGGUGAUCCUCGUAAACUGUGGGGCAGGUGAAACUUUUCCCAGCAGCCACUUUCGAGGGUUUCUAAAGUUCUCAGCAUUCUCUGGCUGUUCGUUUGCCAGCAUGUUCUCAGUGCAGAAUGGAAGCGCCUUUCCUUUGCCAUAGAGCGCUGUUAUUCGGACGCGUGCUCUGCUAAUUCAUACCCUGCGCAACUUUUUGAACUUGCGGAAAAUGAACAGCACGGAGAUUCAGUGCAAGGACGACGAACUGGCCAACUUGACAGCAUGCGCGAAUGGGAGCUCUUGGUCCUACAACGCCAUUGAAGUCGCAUCCUUCAUGCACGUUUUCCCAACUAUAUAUGGGAUCAUUUGUACGAUCGGAGUUAUCGCCAAUACUCUGGUUAUCUAUGCGGUGACUAGCUGUAAGAAAAAAAUGGUCUCCGACAUAUACGUCCUGAACUUGGCCAUAGCCGACAUGCUUUACUUGGUAGUGAUGCCGUUUACCAUCCACCAGCUUGUGAGAGAGAGACAGUGGGCCUUCGGCAGUUUCAUGUGCAGCGCAGUGAUGGUGCUUGAUGUCAGUAAUCAGUUCACCACAGUCGGAAUUGUGACUGUCCUUUGUAUUGACAGGUAUGUCGCGAUUGUCCACCCCACAUCUGAGAGGAGAACCAUCCGGUGGACAAUCGUCAUUAAUGCCUUGGUGUGGAUGGGUAGUCUUCUAUCCACUAUCCCAGUCAUGAUGUACACAAGAACGGCCCGUCGGAAGCACAUAGAGGUGUGCAUCAUGGACUUUCCCAAGGGUCCGCAGGACCUGUACUGGUACACGCUCUACCAGUCGGCCAUUGGCUUCAUCAUCCCCCUCAUCAUCAUCAGCACCUUUUACUCACUUACCCUCUACCACGUGUUCCGCUCUGUGCGGCGCGUCAAGCGCAAACAGUCCGUCUCGGCCAAGAGGGCCACUAAAACGGUGCUGAUGGUCAUCGGCGUUUUCCUCCUCUGCUGGUCGCCCUUCCACAUCAUCCAGAUGGUGAACCUGAGCAUCGUCCAGCCCACCGCCCUGUUCAUCUACGCCUACAACAUCACCAUCUGCCUCAGCUACAUGCACAGCUGCAUCAACCCGCUGAUGCUGCUCAUCUUCGCGCAGAACUAUCGGGAGCGGCUCUGCCGAAGGAAGGAAGCAGGCAGCGCCUAUCACGGCUCCCCCAAGACAACCAUAGUCAAGACUGACGGAGGGAACACUGUUGCUACAGAUGCAGGCAACCCCUGCACGGUCAUUUAGGCCCCUGAAGUAACUCCACCUUGAGAUGAAUAACAGGGUUCCUUCUGUUCUGACUUGAUUUAUACAUGCUAGUUUCUGCGUAACGCAAAACAAGGUACUAAAUAUUUUACUGAUUGCAUUUUGGAAAUGUGAGCAGGAACCAGGACUGCUUAUGUAGAACCGAUGCAGGAGGAUUGAUAAUGUCUUGAUAUUUUAUGUAACAUCUGGAAAAAAAUUCUGAACAGAUGCAUUGUUUAUGUAUGUUGGUUUAUAAAAUGUCUAUAAUUGUUAAUUGAGCUUUCAUUAAUAAUUUGUUGAGACAGUAAUACAAUGGCAGACGUUUACUUGUUUUAAGUCAUUUAUAAUGUUAUCUUUAAUAUAAGAGAAAUAUAUUGCAUUUCUGCCAAAAAAAUGUAAAGAAAAAGGAAAGAUGAACCUCUAUGUUGUAAUGGAUGUUAUGUUGUCAAUAUAAAACUAAAUAUACAAUGUAUUGAUGUAUGAUGAAUAA